Molecule: messenger RNA, 225 nt
Organism: Protopolystoma xenopodis
Lineage: Eukaryota; Metazoa; Platyhelminthes; Monogenea; Polystomatidea; Polystomatidae
Source: the annotation of a GenBank genome assembly
AUGCUUCUCCCUAUGCUUGGAGUUUACCAGGAAUAUGUGCGAAAUCAUCACUAUUCCUUACAGGUGCUGGCUGAGUACAAGCAAAAGGUCGAAUUUAAUCGUCUCCUGAAGCGAUAUGAAGAAAAGCCAUCAUGCGAGGGCAGAUCUCUCGAAUCAUUUCUUACCUACCCGAUGCACCAGGUAAUUAAUACCGGGAAAAUGGUUCACAAAUAUUCGUUACAAUAG